Molecule: messenger RNA, 1751 nt
Organism: Linum tenue
Lineage: Eukaryota; Viridiplantae; Streptophyta; Magnoliopsida; Malpighiales; Linaceae
Source: the annotation of a GenBank genome assembly
UUGUCAGAAUUGUUGAAUCAAUUCGAAUACAUUCUCGAUUCUGAUCCCCUCAUCAACGAAGUAGGGUUCAUUCACCCUUCGAAAUUUGCGACAUUGGAGAAAGAUUCUGAAUCUGGUAGCUCACGAUUGAAAGCCUCGGAUGCGCUGGAUGGUGGAGAUGGGAGCUUCUGGAUUCGAGAUCACAAACUGGGCAUUUCUUCGGAGGUUGUUCUCCGAUUGUACAAGGCUGCCAGAGAACAAUUCAUGAAUGCAAUUGCAGAAUACAAGAAACUCGGCGACCUAUCUCUUCCUUCUGCUGAAGCUCUAGGAAUUGUUGUUAUGAAAUGCAGCAAAACACUUUUGUUGUUAAACUAUGAUUUCGGGACUGCUUGGAAUUCCAGAAAGUUAAUCUUAUCAAAUAAGACACAAGCGUCGAUGUUCACAUACGAGCUCCGCUUAUCUGCCCUUGUUCUUUCGUAUUCAACCAAGAGCGAGCAAGCAUGGAGCCAUAGGAGGUGGGUGAUCAAGAAUAUGGCCAGAAAUCUUACAACUUUGCAAGAGAUUUUGAGGGAAGAAUCUGACCUGGUGGAGAAGAUAGCAGAGAGAUCAAAGAUGAACUAUCGUGCAUGGAAUCAUCGCUGCUGGUUGGUUUCUUACAUGGAUAGAGAACAUGUGAUACACGAACUGAAGCAAUCCAAAACGUGGGCUAGGUUACAUGUUGCUGAUCAUUCUUGCUUUCAUUAUCGCAUGCGACUAAUCAUUAGAAUUUUAGAGGAUUGCUGCCGUAAGCAAGAAGAGGGGUCUUGUGAUUCUUGUGUUGAAGUUUAUCUGAUCUGGCAGGAGGAGCUUGACUGGAAUGAAGAAUUAAUAAAGCGUUAUUUAGGAAGGGAGGCUCUAUGGCUCUACCGUCGCUUUCUCUCCUUAUCAUGGAUAAGGCAUUUCACAAGCGAUGUCAACGACGUGUUUUCCCCACAAAAAAGCCAAUCUAGCAUCCAAGUGAACGUCAAUGCGUUUUUAGAUAAGGAGUUGCUCCUCGUCAAUUCAUGCUCGGAAGGAAGUGAUGAUUAGUUUGAAGAUUUUGAAGAACAAGCAAUUUGUUCAGCAUCUUACAUGUUAUGGUUGACAAAGCAAAUCCCUGAAACCCAGAAGUUAGAACUGAGGGAGAAGAUAGAGAAUGAGCGCUUGGACGCCAUGUUGAAGUUGGUGUCCCUGAGAGGUCCUCCAUUUGGGGCUAUCUAAGAUUAGUAAGUCUAUUUGGCUGCCAUGUACACUGGAAGUGGAUGGUAUUAAUUUGUUGGACGAAUUGUCAUUGAAUUGAACCGUGUAAAGGUAACAAAUUACAGUAACAAAUUACUGAAUAGUUGUCCACUUAAAAAUGAUCAUGAUUUCGAUCGUCUUUGUUUUGUCAAAAGACUCAAAACAUGAAUGGGUGGCGUUGCAGUUACAGAUGGAAGAAUUUAUGUUACCCUGAGUCCCAUUCCUUUUCGCGUGGUAAGUACAAGGCCCAGUCCAGCAAAGCAGAACAUGAGUCGAACACUGCAUUUUUGGGGGAUGACGGGAAGGGUAUGUGCUUCAGCAAUGUUCCCAUGCUAAAUCUCUUCUUCGACCUUUCGUACGUACGGGCACGACUGUAUUUAUUGAGAGAGUUACAAUUUACAAACAAACGCAAAUUGAACAGUGUAAAGGUAACAAACUACAGUAACAAAUAACUGAAUAGUUGUCCACUUAAAAAUGAUCAUGAUUUCGCUCGUCUUUGUUUUGUGAAAAGACUC